Molecule: messenger RNA, 3207 nt
Organism: Sphenostylis stenocarpa
Lineage: Eukaryota; Viridiplantae; Streptophyta; Magnoliopsida; Fabales; Fabaceae
Source: the annotation of a GenBank genome assembly
AUGGAAAUAUCGGAGAAUUGCUCUGUCAAAGUCGCUCUUCACAUUCGUCCUCUCAUUUCCGAUGAACGACAGCAAGGUUGCAUUGAAUGUGUUUCCGUCACGCCAGGGAAACCUCAGGUCCAAAUUGGGUCACAUUCCUUUACUUUUGAUUAUGUCUAUGGAAAUGGUGGAUCUCCUUCUGUUGACAUGUUUGAGGAAUGCAUUGCUCCAUUGAUUGAUGGCUUAUUCCAGGGAUAUAAUGCUACAGUACUUGCCUAUGGUCAGACAGGAUCUGGGAAAACGUAUACCAUGGGGACUGGCUAUAAUGACAAUUGUCGGACUGGAUUAAUUCCUCAGGUUAUGAAUGCCUUAUUCAAUAAAGUUGAAACACUAAAGCAUCAAGCAGAAUUUCAGUUGCGAGUCUCCUUCAUUGAGAUUUUGAAGGAAGAGGUCAGGGACCUGUUGGAUAUGGUAUCUAUGGGCAAAUCAGACACCUCUAACUCUAAUGGCCAUUCUGGAAAAAUAACUUUUCCUGGGAAACCAUCAAUACAAAUCCGUGAAACAGCAAAUGGAAUAAUAACACUUGCAGGAAUAACUGAAGUUGCUGUAAGUACAUUACAUGAGAUGUCUGCAUACUUGGAGCAAGGUUCUUUAAGUAGGGCAACAGGAAGUACAAAUAUGAACAACCAGUCCAGUCGGUCGCAUGCCAUUUUCACAAUUACAUUAGAACAAAUGCACAAGCUCCACUUUGUUUCUACCACCAAUGACUCGUCAGAUGAGGAUAUGGGUGAAGAAUACCUUUCAGCAAAGCUCCAUUUAGUAGAUCUAGCUGGAUCUGAACGAGCUAAAAGAACAGGUUCUGACGGUCUUCGUUUGAAAGAAGGCAUACACAUCAAUAAAGGUCUUCUUGCUCUUGGUAACGUCAUAAGUGCACUGGGGGAUGAAAAAAAGCGGAAGGAAGGUGUGCAUGUUCCUUAUCGUGAUAGCAAACUCACUCGACUCUUACAGGAUUCACUUGGUGGAAACAGCAAAACUGUCAUGAUAGCUUGCAUAAGUCCUGCCGAUGUCAAUGCCGAGGAAACCCUUAACACUCUCAAGUAUGCAAACCGUGCUCGCAAUAUUCAAAAUAAGCCCGUUGUUAAUCGAGAUCUAAUAUCUGAUGAGAUGCAACAAAUGCGCCAGCAGUUGAAGUACUUGCAGGCUGAACUCUGUUCUCGGGGAGCAGCUCCUGUCGAUGAAGUGCGGGUUCUUAAGGAAAGGAUUGCUUGGCUUGAGGCAACUAAUGAGGACCUUUACAGAGAACUUCAUGAAUAUCGCAGUAGAUGUGCUUUUGUAGGGAGAUGUGAAAUCGAUGAACCGGCAGAUGGAAACAUUUAUCUCAUGAAAGCUGAUGGGCUUGAGAGACCCUUUCAGAGCUUAGAUUCAUCUGACCAUCCCAUGGUUGGAAGUAUAUCAGGUGAUGAUUCAAAGGAAACUGAUGAAGCGGCAAAAGAGUUGGAGCAUGUGCUAUUACAAAAUACCAUGGAUAAAGAGAUGAAUGAGUUGAAUAAGCGAUUGGAGCAGAAAGAGUCUGAGAUGAAGCUCAUUGCAGUUGAUACUGAGGCACUUAAACAACACUUCGGGAAGAAAAUUCUGGAACUUGAGGAGGAGAAAAGGAAAGUUCAGGAAGACAGGGACAGAUUAUUGCAUGAGGUACAGAAUCUUUCUGCUAAUUCAGAUGGACUAGCACACAAAACACUAGAUGUUCGAGGCCAAAAGUUGAAAGCUUUGGAAGCACAGAUUUUAGACCUGAAGAAGAAACAAGAAAGCCAGGUGCAAUUAUUAAAGCAAAAGGAGAAGAGUGAAGAAGCUGCAAAAAGACUGCAGGCUGAGAUACAGUAUAUCAAGGCUCAGAAGGUUCAGUUGCAGCAUAAAAUUAAACAAGAAUCUGAACAAUUUCGACAAUGGAAAGCUUCUCGGGAGAGGGAGCUGCUCCAGAGGAGUUUCAAUGUGCCUUACUGUGAUCAAUUUGAGGCCCUAUUGAGCACACCCUUCAAUAUCUGUGCUAUGUCUCAAAGCAUAUGGCACGCCGGAUUUUUGUUGAAUGUUUUGAAAAAGGAGGGAAGAAAGAACGAGUAUGAACGACAUAAACUUGAGGCUCUAAACCAUCGCCAGAAAAUGGUUCUUCAAAGGAAGACAGAGGAAGCAACAAUGGCUACAAAAAGGCUAAAAGAAUUGUUGGAAGCCCGCAAAUCUUCCCCCCGUGACAACUCUGUUUAUUCAAAUGGACAUCUACAUCAAGGGCUGGUCAAUGAAAAAUCCCUCCAGAAGUGGCUUGAUCAGGAGCUGGAGGUCAUGGUACACGUGCAUGAAGUUCGUGCUGAAUUUGAAAAUCAAAAUCAAGUACGAGCUGCAAUGGAAGAAGAGUUGGCUUUAUUAAAGCACGAUCAGUUUUCAGAUGGGCAGAGUAUUCCCAUAGGAAAGAGCAGAUAUUUGAGGCUGUUAUCCAUGUCGCCAGAUGCAAAAGUUGAGAGAAUAGCUUCUCUUGAGAACAUGCUGUGCAUGUCUUCAGUUGCUUUGAAAGCCAUGGCUUCACAGCUUACUGAGGCAGAAGAAAGGGAACGCACGUUAAACAACCGUGGUCGUUGGAACCAGCUACGCUCAAUGGGAGAUGCAAAGAAUGUGCUUCAGUAUUUGUUCAAUGCUAUUGUAGAAGCAAGGUGCCAAUUGUUGGAAAAGAAUAUGGAACUUAAGGAUUUGAAAGAGCAACUAAAUGAGCUUGUAGCACUACUACAACAAAGUGAAGCCCAAAGAAAAGAACUUGUAAAGGAGCAAAAAAUAAGGGAACAAGCUUUUGCCAACACAUUGAAUACACCGUCAUUGGAAAAUUCACGGUCCUUGAAACACCUUGCGGAUGAAAUGAGUGGUCCGUUGUCUCCAAUGUCACUUCCUGCACCAAAGCAACUCAAGUUCACCCCUGGAGUUGUUAAUGGGUCUGUCAUGGAGUCGGCUACUUUUUUAGAUGAAGCACGAAAGAUGAUACCAAUUGGGGAGUUGUCAACAAAGAGGCUAGCAGCUAUGGGACAAGCCGGAAAACUUUGGAAGUGGAAGAGAAGUCAUCAUCAAUGGCUGAUACAAUUUAAAUGGAAGUGGCAGAAGCCCUGGAAACUCUCAGAAUGGAUCAAACAUAGUGAUGAGACAAUUAUGAGGUCAAGGCCUCGAGCACAAGCUUUAAUUAAUGUGAUAUGA